GAGGGUGGUAUGCAAAUAAGAACUGGCUCCGAUUGGCUGUGGUACAGCAGGUGCCGCGUCCGGAUUGAUCAAAGCCAGGUGGGCGGGGCUGUCGCCCAGGGUGACUCUCCCGGGAGGCGCGUGCCCAGGCUCAGUAGCAUUGGGGCUGGCGCGCGCGGCGAAUCUUAACGCUGCGCCGUCUGCGGGCGCUUCCGGGCCACCAGUUUCUCUGCUUUCCACCCUGGCGCCCCCCAGCCCUGGCUCCCCAGCUGCGCUGCCCCGGGCGUCCACGCCCUGCGGGCUUAGCGGGUUCAGUGGGCUCAAUCUGCGCAGCUCCACCUCCAUGUUGACCAAGCCUCUACAGGGGCCUCCCGCGCCCCCCGUGACCCCCACGCCGCCGCCAGGAGGCAAGGAUCGGGAAGCGUUCGAGGCCGAGUAUCGACUCGGCCCCCUCCUGGGUAAGGGGGGCUUUGGCACCGUCUUCGCAGGACACCGCCUCACAGAUCGACUCCAGGUGGCCAUCAAAGUGAUUCCCCGGAAUCGUGUGCUGGGCUGGUCCCCCUUGUCAGACUCAGUCACAUGCCCACUCGAAGUGGCACUGCUAUGGAAAGUGGGUGCAGGUGGUGGGCACCCUGGCGUGAUCCGCCUGCUUGACUGGUUUGAGACACAGGAGGGCUUCAUGCUGGUCCUCGAGCGGCCUUUGCCCGCCCAGGAUCUCUUUGACUAUAUCACAGAGAAGGGCCCACUGGGUGAAGGCCCAAGCCGCUGCUUCUUUGGCCAAGUAGUGGCAGCCAUCCAGCACUGCCAUUCCCGUGGAGUUGUCCAUCGUGACAUCAAGGAUGAGAACAUCCUGAUAGACCUACGCCGUGGCUGUGCCAAACUCAUUGAUUUUGGUUCUGGUGCCCUGCUUCAUGAUGAACCCUACACUGACUUUGAUGGGACAAGGGUGUACAGCCCCCCAGAGUGGAUCUCUCGACACCAGUACCAUGCACUCCCGGCCACUGUCUGGUCACUGGGCAUCCUCCUCUAUGACAUGGUGUGUGGGGACAUUCCCUUCGAGAGGGACCAGGAGAUUCUGGAAGCUGAGCUCCACUUCCCAGCCCAUGUCUCCCCAGACUGCUGUGCCCUAAUCCGCCGGUGCCUGGCCCCCAAACCUUCUUCCCGACCCUCACUGGAAGAGAUCCUGCUGGACCCCUGGAUGCAAACACCAGCAGAGGAUGUACCCCUCAACCCCUCCAAAGGAGGCCCUGCCCCUUUGGCCUGGUCCUUGCUACCCUAAGCCUGGCCUGGCCUGGCCUGGCCCCCAAUGGUCAGAAGAGCCAUCCCAUGGCCAUGUCACAGGGAUAGAUGGACAUUUGUUGACUUGGUUUUACAGGUCAUUACCAGUCAUUAAAGUCCAGUAUUACUAAGGUAAGGGAUUGAGGAUCAGGGGUUAGAAGACAUAAACCAAGUCUGCCCAGUUCCCUUCCCAAUCCUACAAAGGAGCCUUCCUCCCAGAACCUGUGGUCCCUGAUUCUGGAGGGGGAACUUCUUGCUUCUCAUUUUGCUAAGGAAGUUUAUUUUGGUGAAGUUGUUCCCAUUCUGAGCCCCGGGACUCUUAUUCUGAUGAUGUGUCACCCCACAUUGGCACCUCCUACUACCACCACACAAACUUAGUUCAUAUGCUCUUACUUGGGCAAGGGUGCUUUCCUUCCAAUACCCCAGUAGCUUUUAUUUUAGUAAAGGGACCCUUUCCCCUAGCCUAGGGUCCCAUAUUGGGUCAAGCUGCUUACCUGCCUCAGCCCAGGAUUCUUUAUUCUGGGGGAGGUAAUGCCCUGUUGUUACCCCAAGGCUUUUUUUUUUUUUUUUUGGGUGAGGGGACCCUACUCUGUUAUCCCAAGUGCUCUUAUUCUGGUGAGAAGAACCUUACUUCCAUAAUUUGGGAAGGAAUGGAAGAUGGACACCACCGGACACCACCAGACACUAGGAUGGGAUGGAUGGUUUUUUGGGGGAUGGGCUAGGGGAAAUAAGGCUUGCUGUUUGUUCUCCUGGGGCGCUCCCUCCAACUUUUGCAGAUUCUUGCAACCUCCUCCUGAGCCGGGAUUGUCCAAUUACUAAAAUGUAAAUAAUCACGUAUUGUGGGGAGGGGAGUUCCAAGUGUGCCCUCCUCUCUUCUCCUCCUGCCUGGAUUAUUUAAAAAGCCAUGUGUGGAAACCCACUAUUUAAUAAAAGUAAUAGAAUCAGAA
This is a messenger RNA of Pan troglodytes (chimpanzee), 2204 nucleotides long. It is a transcript of the gene PIM2, whose product is annotated as Pim-2 proto-oncogene, serine/threonine kinase. The coding region runs from base 323 to 1258 and encodes 311 amino acids. The record is from RefSeq and is a predicted model, not a curated record. Gene Ontology annotation, cellular component: cytoplasm. The transcript has 6 exons. Gene Ontology annotation, molecular function: ATP binding; protein serine/threonine kinase activity. NCBI's taxonomy places the organism in Eukaryota, Metazoa, Chordata, Mammalia, Primates, Hominidae. Gene Ontology annotation, biological process: negative regulation of apoptotic process; regulation of mitotic cell cycle; protein autophosphorylation.